CAACGGUAAAGAUAGUAGAGGCGACAAUCGCAAUGAGUAUGUCCGAUCAGGUGAUGACCAGAGCAAUAAUACUGCCAAUCCUUCCAACAAUCAGUCUUCCAAACGCACUGUGGGUAAAACUGGUAACUCAAGUAGUGCUACUAGCAACAACAAGAGCAACAUCAAAAACACGAAAAGAAUCCAUAAUCAUUUGGGUCGUCGUUCCCUUGACCCAGAUGUGGGCUCUACCAACAACAUCGAUUUUGAUGACACAGCAGACAGCUUUGACACUAUUGUCUUCCCCGUAUCCAAGACGGCAAAUAACGAUUAUAACAGUCAGAAGGAUCCGACUGUGAUGAUGGUAUGGGCCGGUAUGGUUGCUUUCCCAGAGACACAACUUACAGAUCCAUUAUUCCAACACGACUGGCGAUCUAUCUACCGUCUACGAUACUGGAACCAGAUUGCGGAGGAUGUGAUGCUUCUGCACAAUGUGC
This is a messenger RNA of Lobosporangium transversale, 473 nucleotides long. RefSeq lists its product as hypothetical. The coding region runs from base 33 to 335 and encodes 100 amino acids. NCBI's taxonomy places the organism in Eukaryota, Fungi, Mortierellomycota, Mortierellomycetes, Mortierellales, Mortierellaceae. The transcript has a single exon. The record is from RefSeq and is a predicted model, not a curated record.